AUGUCACUUUCAGAGGAAGAAACCCAGCAGGAGGAAGUUGUGGAAGUUGAAGUGGGAGAAGCUGCUCCUGAAGAAGGAGAAGAAGUUCCUACAGCAGAAGAGCCUGCAGAGGAAGAGCCUACAGAAGAAGAGGCUCCUCCUGCAGAUGAAGAUGAAUCAAAACCCAAACCAAAGGCAUUUGCUCCAGCUUUAACUGUGCCAAAGAUACCGGAGGGAGGAGACAAAGUCGACUUUGAUGACAUUCACAGGAAGCGUCAGGAGAAGGAUCUGACCGAGCUGCAGUCUCUGAUCGAGGCCCACUUCAUCCAGAGGAAGAACGACGAGGCGGAGCUCAUCGCUCUCGUCAACAGGAUCGAGAAGCGUCGUACCGAGAGGGCUGAACAGCAGAGGGUCCGUGCCGAGCAGGAGAAGGAGAGGCAGGCUCGUGUUGCUGAGGAAAAGGAGAGGAAGGAACUGGAGGAGGCGCGUAAGAAGCAUGAUGGGGACGCCAAGAAGAAGAAGGCUCUGACAAACAUGACUCAGCAGUACGCUGGUGUCCAACAGAGGGAUGGAAAGAAGGGAGCGAAGAAGCAGACGGAGAGGGAGAAGAAGAAGAAGAUCCUGGCUGACAGGAGGAAGCCUCUCACCAUCGACCAUCUCAAUGAGGAGAAAGUGAAGGAGAAGGCCAAUGAGAUGUGGCAGUGGCUGUUCACCCUGGAGUCUGAGAAGUUCGACCUCAGCGAGAAACUGAAGAAACAGAAAUAUGAAAUCAAUGUAUUCCAGACCCGAAUCACUGAGCAGCAGAAGUUCGCCAAAGGAAGAGGAAAGGGCAAGGGCCGGCUGAGGUAGACGCAAACACCCGCAGUUCUCCAAGGAAGCGUCUGAAAAAUAAUCAGCUGUAUUCACUUUGGUGACACUUCUGUACGCUUACACAACCAAUGUGUGCUUUACAUUGUUAACUAGUGGAUAUAUUUAUCUAACCAAUCCCCAUACUUGUCAGUUGAAUAAAGCAAAUGAAACCAA
Eleginops maclovinus (Patagonian blennie) is the source of this 1002-nucleotide messenger RNA. RefSeq names its product troponin T2e, cardiac (gene tnnt2e). Gene Ontology annotation, cellular component: troponin complex. The record is from RefSeq and is a predicted model, not a curated record. The transcript has 16 exons. NCBI's taxonomy places the organism in Eukaryota, Metazoa, Chordata, Actinopteri, Perciformes, Eleginopidae. Gene Ontology annotation, molecular function: troponin I binding; troponin C binding; tropomyosin binding. Bases 1 to 828 code for a protein of 275 amino acids. Gene Ontology annotation, biological process: muscle contraction; regulation of muscle contraction; sarcomere organization.